Messenger RNA from Solea senegalensis (Senegalese sole), 917 nucleotides. Its product is annotated as peripheral plasma membrane protein CASK-like. Lineage: Eukaryota; Metazoa; Chordata; Actinopteri; Pleuronectiformes; Soleidae. Gene Ontology annotation, molecular function: calcium/calmodulin-dependent protein kinase activity; ATP binding; calmodulin binding. The record is from RefSeq and is a predicted model, not a curated record. The transcript is spliced from 3 exons. Gene Ontology annotation, biological process: protein phosphorylation. The coding region runs from base 672 to 917 and encodes 81 amino acids. Gene Ontology annotation, cellular component: neuron projection; cytoplasm.
UAGAAACUCUCUCUCUUUCUCCGUGUGUGUGUGUGUGUGUGUGAGGAAGAAGAAAACUAACUAAACUGCAGGAAAGUGAUUGUGGGAGAAGGAGCCGGAGGAGCGGAGCUCUGAGAGGAGGACACCCGGCCUGUCAGUCACACCACACGGCAGAGGAAGCACGGAGGACUGCGUGUGUGGGACUCCGGGUUCAGGGCUCGAGCCAGAACGCGGCGCUCCGGUGCGGCGCUCCGGUGCGACGCUCCGGUGUGACGCUCCGUGUGUCGCCGCUGCUAAAGGCGGGAAGAACCGCGUCUUCACUGUCAUGUUUGUUCGCUUUGCUUUUUAAAGCUACCGGAGGGAGAGACGGAGAGGGGCGGGGCCGUGGACUCCCCACAAACUGGAUUAGUGAGCUCGAUUCAUCCACAGCGACGCAGCGGUUUUUUUCUGAUGGGGGGCGGAGGGGGUCGACGACAGGAGGCAACAACUGUGAUUUAGCAGCGUUUUUGUGGAAGUGCUGAGCAGCUGAACCGUGUGCUGCCUCCGGCUGCCCCCGCGCUCACUUCCGUCCUCCCGGAGCUUUUCACCGGGCUCGGGAAGCACAGUUUCUGGGGAGGUGUGUGUGUGUGUGUGUGUGUGAGCUGAAGAGGGGGGACGGGUUCUUCCCCUCCAGCCGAACUCGGACUUGGACUAUGGCGGACGACGACAGUCUGUUUGAAGACGUGUACGAGCUCUGCGAGGUCAUUGGCAAAGGUCCCUUCAGUGUGGUGAGACGAUGCAUCAACAGAGACAGUGGACAGCAGUUUGCUGUCAAAAUAGUGGACGUGGCCCAGUUCACCUCCAGUCCAGGUCUCAGCACAGAAGAUCUGAAGAGGGAGGCCAGUAUCUGCCACAUGCUCAAACACCCUCACAUCGUGGAGCUGCUGGAGCUCAGCUGA